CAAUACCCUUGUAUUAUGUUUUUUACACCGGCAUUCUUUGGAUGACUUCUCUGGUUCAGUGCUGCCAAGUAGCUUUCCCUAUAUUGGGGCGAAAUUGUAGGAAAAAGAAAACCCUAUCUUGCAACCUUCAAAGGAGCCACCUCCCAAUCUAGCCUCUGUUUGGUUGUCAAGAAAUCGAAGGAAAAUAAAUGGAUACCCGGAAUCUUAAAGCAAAUAGGAAGUAGCACAUAUCUUCAUAUGACAAAGUCAAGUAUGUGAAAACUGAGGGAGGGGAAAGGUGGAAUAUACUAGCUGAUGUGAACCUUCUUCAUGAUAACUGUUAUGUUCAAAUGGAUGCAUCGCCCAGCUUCUGUCAUUUUAAUUUGGCUAGCUUCUGAUCUUCACCGAUAUCAUGAUUCACUGGCCUGCAGUAAAGAGCAAAGGUGUUGCUUUGUUUAUCACACCAUGGCAAGCUGUUCAUGGGCCCAUUCAAGACGAACGGGGCAGUGUGACAAAGCAUCUUCAACGUUGAUGGCAAUUCAAGGGCAUAAUCAGCUAUUGUCUCCAAGUUUGUGCAUUGGGAAUACUGGAAUCUUGAAUACGUAGUUUUUUUGUGUAUUCCAAAUCGUUGCACUCCUGCGGGUUAAAUUGUUAUAUUGCUAUUUCAGGCCAUAGUGUUUUCAGUGUGCAUUUGGAUGUCCUCAUUGAUGUCAACAUUUUCAGGAACUCUUUCAUUCAUGAUAUACUGUUUGCCCACACAGCUCAACUGGUUAGGCUCUGGAAACGUGAGGUCUGGACUUAAACGAUGCAGGUGGUUUUCACUCAAUUAUGCGCAUUCAGCGCUUGCAAACUCUCGAAGAGUCCAAAGUGACUAGCAAAAGAAAAUUUCUUCUUUUACCAUGCUCUACAUUGAUUCUAAUAAAAUCUUGCCUGUUUCUUGACAUUUAUUUCAUACUGUAAACUUGAAAUGGUGCAUUAUCUUAUCAUCAUGUGCUUUGCCAAUGGCUUUCAGGGUUCUGAAGGAAUUACAUAUCAAAGUUCUACCGUACAUACAAGCAUUUGAAGAUAUAGAAUGCCAGUAAUAGCAGAAGAAGAUGGUUUAAUCUUGGAAACACAGUUUUGACUGGAAUAAAAUCGAGUUACUUUUGAAUUCUCUGAUCAAGGAGAGCUUUGAUUGAUUGAUUGACUGGUGGGUUUGGAUGGUCCCGCGCAUUUCGUAGGCUUCACUUGUGAAUUUCCGAACCAAAACGUCUGUGUAUUUAAUGAGGGCUUGUAACUGCUGUUUCACAGGUCGAGUUUCUAAAACCCAUUGGAAGCACAACCAUUCACAGGGAUCCGGAGAAACCAUGGACAACCCAUCAACAAGCAAUGCUAACAACCUUCAGUCUCAGAACCCAAAUGAAAACAUGAACAACUCAAGGAGCGGUCUUGUUACUAAUAUUAUACUGAAUCAUGACUUCUCUGGAGGGCUGCAGUCAUGGCACCCCAAUUGCUGUGAUGGCUUUGUUGUUCCUGCUGAGUCGGGUCACCCUGAAGGAAUAACAACAAAGGGAAGCAGCAAUUAUGCUGUUAUUACAAAUCGUACAGAAUGUUGGCAAGGCUUGGAGCAAGACAUCACAGGAAGAGUUUCCCCAGGCUCUACUUAUACAGUUUCGGCUUGUGUUGGAGUAUCAGGGCCUCUUCAUGGUUUCUCCAACAUUCAGGCAACAGUGAAACUAGAAUACCAAGAUUCAGCCACUAGCUAUCUAUUUAUUGGAAGAAUUUCUGUAUCAAAAGAGGGAUGGGAGACAUUGGAAGGCACAUUUUCGAUGUCUAGCAUGCCAAACCGAGUUGUAUUUUACUUGGAAGGGCCUUCUCCUGGAGUAGACCUUCUCGUAAAAUCAGUGGUGGUAUCAUGUGCCAGUCCAAGUGAUUGUGAGGGAAUAGACCUCGUAAAAUCAGUGGUGGUAUCAUAUGCCAGUUCAAGUGAUUGUGAGAAUACAAGCAGAGGAUCUAUCACUGCUGGAGAUGAUAACAUCAUACUAAAUCCCAGAUUUGAGGAUGGCCUCAAUAAUUGGUCUGGAAGAGGCUGCAAGAUUCUUUUGCACGAUUCUAUGGGAGAUGGAAAAAUUCUUCCCAUCUCUGGAAAGUUCUUUGCAUCUGCGACAGCACGCACACAAAGCUGGAAUGGAAUUCAGCAGGAAAUAACUGGAAGAGUGCAGCGAAAGCUUGCUUAUGAGGUUACUGCUGUUGUGCGGAUAUUUGGUAACAAUAUCACUAAUGCGGAUGUUCGGAUUACAUUGUGGGUUCAAGCACCGGAUCUUCGUGAACAGUACAUAGGCAUUGCAAACUUGCAGGCAACAGACAAGGAUUGGGUACAGUUGCAAGGAAAGUUUCUUCUAAAUGGUUCCCCUUCAAGAGUAGUCAUUUAUUUAGAAGGUCCACCUGCAGGAACUGAUAUUCUCAUCAAUAGUUUAGCUUUAAAGCAUGCGGAGAAAAUUCCUCCUUCACCUCCACCUGUUAUUGAGGAUGCUGCUUUUGGAGUUAAUAUAGUUGCAAACAGCAACGCUGUUGAUGGAACCAAUGGCUGGUUUCCGCUUGGGAAUUGCACUUUAAGUGUUGGAAUUGGUUCACCACAUAUACUUCCUCCAAUGGCAAGAGAUACCCUUGGACCUCAUGAACCUCUGAGUGGGCAGUACAUUCUUGUUACUAAGCGAACCCAAACUUGGAUGGGUCCUGCUCAGAUGAUCACUGACAAACUGAAACUCUAUUUAACAUACCAAGUAUCGGCAUGGGUUCGAAUUGGUCACGGAGCAACUGGCCCUCAGAAUGUGAAUGUUGCACUUAGUGUGGAUAACCAGUGGGUAAAUGGGGGCCAAGUUGAGGUUAGCGAUGACAGAUGGCAUGAAAUUGGUGGGUCCUUUCGGAUUGAGAAGAAGCCAGACAAGGUGAUGGUUUAUAUUCAAGGUCCUGCGGCAGGUGUUGACUUAAUGCUUGCUGGCCUUCAGAUUUUUCCCGUUGAUCGUCAUGCAAGAUUUAAACAUUUAAAGAGGCAGAUUGAUAAGAUACGCAAGCGUGAUGUCAUCCUGAAGUUCUCAGGAUCAGGUUCUGGCAGUUUGUCUGGCACCUUUGUGAAAGUCACGCAAUUGCAAAAUACUUUUCCCUUUGGAUCAUGUAUAAGCAGAACAAACAUAGACAAUGAAGAUUUUGUUGAUUUCUUUGUUAAAAAUUUCAAUUGGGCUGUCUUUGGAAAUGAAUUGAAGUGGUAUUGGACAGAGCCACAACAAGGAAGCUUCAACUACAAGGAUGCUGAUGAGCUCUUGAACUUAUGUGUGAGUCGUAACAUUCAACCCCGUGGUCACUGUAUCUUCUGGGAUGUUCAGGGCACAGUUCAAUCAUGGAUACAGGCUCUGAACAAAAAUGACUUGAUGACGGCUGUCCAAAACCGUCUGACAGGCCUUCUCACUCGCUACAAGGGGAAGUUCAAGCACUACGAUGUCAACAACGAGAUGUUGCAUGGUUCAUUUUAUCAAGAUAGAUUGGGUAAAGAUGUCCGAGCAAACAUGUUCAAGACUGCAAACCAACUUGAUCCAUCUGCCACGCUAUUUGUGAAUGAUUAUCAUGUUGAGGACGGCUGUGACACCAGAUCAUCUCCAGAAAAGUACAUCCAACAAAUUCUUGAUCUGCAAGAACAGGGUGCUCCUGUGGGGGGAAUUGGAAUUCAAGGACAUAUAGAUAGUCCAGUUGGGCCUAUCGUUUGUUCUGCUUUGGAUCAAUUGGGCAUUCUUGGUCUUCCAAUCUGGUUCACAGAGCUCGAUGUGUCUUCCAUUAAUGAGUAUGUUAGAGCUGAUGAUUUGGAAGUUAUGCUUCGCGAAGUUUAUGCACAUCCUGCUGUGGAUGGUGUAAUGUUGUGGGGAUUUUGGGAGCUGUUUAUGAGCCGAGACAACUCACAUUUGGUGAACGCUGAAGGUGAUAUCAACGAAGCUGGUAAAAAGUACCUUGCUCUUAAGCGAGAAUGGCUGUCCCAUGCUCAUGGGCAUAUCGACGAGCAAGGACAAUUUGUGUUUAGGGGUUUCCAGGGGUCAUAUGAAGUGGAAGUUGUCAACUAUAGUAAGAAAGUUUCCAAGACAUUUGUUGUUGAGAAAGGUGAGUCACCACUGGUGGUAUCCAUAAACUUAUAGCAUUUAAUGAAUUCUUGCUUCACCCAAUAAAAAAAUAAAAAAUGAAAAAACCAUGCUUCAUGUGGUACAUUUUAUGUUUCUGUGGGAAGAAGAAUACUUUUGGUAACUUACAGUGUUACCUUGUUGUUAUUGGUUGUGUAAAUAAACUUGUGCAGAAUGUUUGUCUGUUGCUUCCACUGUAACAUUCAGAGCAAGGAAUAAAGAAUCGGUUGUGUUGUUUA
Molecule: messenger RNA, 4360 nt
Organism: Cornus florida
Lineage: Eukaryota; Viridiplantae; Streptophyta; Magnoliopsida; Cornales; Cornaceae
Product: endo-1,4-beta-xylanase 1-like
Exons: 13
Coding region: 1242-4139 (965 amino acids)
Biological process (GO): carbohydrate metabolic process
Molecular function (GO): hydrolase activity, hydrolyzing O-glycosyl compounds
Source: RefSeq, a predicted model, not a curated record